AGUGAACAAGUCAAACAUUACUUGAUUUUAUUUUCUCAUAUGUUUUUUUUAAGUUAUCUUCCUUUACAACUCAGAAAAACAGCACCACCAAAUACAGAGGAUUUUUAAAAGAUGAAAAUCGAGCUGGUGUUCGUUCCUUCUCCGACUAUCAGUCAUCUCAUGGCGACAGUGGAGAUGGCCAAGCAACUAGUUGAUCAAAACGACCACCUCUCUAUCACCGUGGUAAUCAUAUCUUUCAAUUCCAAAAGCACAUCGAUGAUCACCUCGCUCACCACUGCAUCUAACAAGCAAAUCCGCUACGAAAUAAUCUAUGGAGGAGAUCAACAACCAACCGAGCUGAAGGCGACUGAUUCUCACAUCCAAAGUCUAAAACCACAGGUGAGAGACGCCGUUGCGAAACUCGUAGAUCCCACUCGACCAGACUCACCACGUCUAGCUGGAUUCGUCGUUGAUAUGUACUGCACUUCGAUGAUCGAUGUCGCUAACAAAUUCGGUGUCCCGACGUACUUGUUUUACACUUCCAACGCUGGAUUUCUCGGACUCUUGUUUCACAUUCAGUUCAUGUACGACGCAAAUGAUACCUAUGACAUGAGCGAGUUGGAAGACUCAGACGCAGAAUUAGUGGUUCCGAGUUUGACUUGUCCUUAUCCGUUGAAAUGUCUUCCUUACAUUUUCAAAUCAAAAGAGUGGCUCUCCUUUUUUGUAACUCAAGCGAGAAGAUUCAGAGAGACUAAGGGCAUUUUAGUAAAUACGGUUCCUGAGCUGGAACCUCAAGCGUUGAAGUUUCUCUCCAGUGGUGAUACUCCACGUGUUUACCCAGUAGGACCAUUGUUGCAUCUCAAAAACGAAGCUAGGGAUGAUUCCGUGGACAGGAAGCAAUCGGAGAUUUUACAGUGGUUAGACGAGCAACCACCUAGAUCGGUAGUGUUCCUUUGCUUUGGGAGUAUGGGAGGUUUCAGUGAGGACCAAGCAAGAGAAAUCGCUGUAGCUCUCGAACAAAGCGGCCACCGUUUUCUCUGGUCUCUCCGCCGUGCAUCCUUGAAUAUAAUGAAGGAGCCUCCCGGUGAAUUCACUAACCUAGAGGAGAUACUUCCGGAAGGGUUUCUUGAUCGGACGGAGGAGAGAGGAAAGGUGAUUGGUUGGGCACCACAGGUAGCCGUGAUGGAGAAGCCGGCGAUCGGAGGUUUUGUUUCUCACGGCGGAUGGAACUCGACGUUGGAGAGUUUGUGGUUCGGUGUUCCGAUGGCGAUUUGGCCACUUUACGCCGAGCAGAAGUUUAACGCUUUUGAGAUGGUGGAGGAGCUUGGUUUGGCGGUAGAGAUCAAGAAGCAUUGGCCAGGUGAUCUUUUGUUGGGGAGGUCGGAGAUGGAGAUUGUGACUGCGGAGGAGAUUGAGAGAGGGAUCAAGUGUUUGAUGGACCAAGAUAGUGACGUGAGGAAGAGAGUGAAUGAGAUGAGCGAGAAGUUCCACGUAGCUUUAAUGGACGGUGGAUCGUCUGAAACUGGUUUGAAAAGUUUUGUUGAAGACGUAACGGAGAAUAUUACUUGAUCGUCUUAUGAUCUCGAACGUUUUAGAAUAUUUCUUGUAUUAUGGGUUUACUUGCAUGGCUAAAUAAUUGGCCUUUUAUGUCAAGUUUUAUUUUUACUUGAGUGUAUAAUAAGAACAUGAAACGCUUUGUGACUUUG
Molecule: messenger RNA, 1685 nt
Organism: Camelina sativa (false flax)
Lineage: Eukaryota; Viridiplantae; Streptophyta; Magnoliopsida; Brassicales; Brassicaceae
Product: UDP-glycosyltransferase 71B6-like
Molecular function (GO): UDP-glucosyltransferase activity
Source: RefSeq, a predicted model, not a curated record